AACCAAGUCUUGGAGAAUUUCUAGAGAAAUAUGUUGCCUUGGGAAAAAGUUUAUGGCUAAGUAUACAUUGCUCUUUUCUCUUUUCCAGGAGUUUCAUCAGUUACAUGGAAUCAGGAAACCAAACACGUGUUUCAGAAUUCAUCCUUUUGGGACUCUCAGAAGAGGCAGAGCUGCAGCCCCUCCUCUUUGGGCUAUUUCUGUCCAUGUACCUGAUCACCUUAAUUGGGAACCUACUGAUCAUCCUGGCCAUCAUCACAGACUCCCACCUCCACACACCCAUGUACUUCUUCCUCUCUAACCUCUCUUUUGCAGACAUCUGUUUUAUUUCCUCCACUGUCCCAAAGAUGCUGCUGAACAUCCAGGUGCAGAGCAAAGUUAUUACCUAUGAGGGCUGCAUCACCCAGAUGUAUUUUUUCAUGCUCUUUGGAGGAUUAGACAUUUUCCUCUUGACAGUGACGGCCUAUGACCGGUUUGUGGCUAUCUGUCACCCUCUGCACUACAAGAUCAUUAUGAACCCUAAAUUCUGUGGCCUCUUGCUUCUGACAUCCUGGUUAUUAACUGUUCUGUGCUCUCUAUCACAUGGUUUAAUGGUUUUAAGAUUGUCUUUUUGUACAGAGUUGGAAAUCCCCCACUUUUUCUGUGAACUUAAUCAGGUAGUCCAACUUGCUUGUUCUGACACCUUCCUCAAUGACUUGGUGAUGUAUUUUACAACUGGACUUGAGGGUUUUAUUCCACUCACUGGAAUCCUUUUCUCUUACACUAAGAUUAUGUCCUCCAUUUUGAGAAUUUCAUCUGCUGGAGGCAAGUACAAAGCCUUUACCACUUGUGGGUCUCACCUCUCGGUUGUCUCCUUGUUCUAUGGUACAGUACUUGGAAUAUAUCUCAGUUCUGCUGGUACCCAAACCUCCAAGGCCAGAACAAUAGCUUCAGUGAUGUACACUGUGGCCACCCCCAUGUUAAACCCCUUUAUAUACAGUCUUAGAAACAAGGACAUAAAGCAGGCUCUGAAAAAAGUUUUCAGCUGAGAAAUAUUCUCUAUAUAAUGGAAUCAUUUUUCUCAAGAUUAGAGAACUGCUCAUGAACAACAGAGCUCCAAAUCACGAAGACCUAAAUCAUGAUACUUCAUCACUUCCUAAAUCUGCAUUAUUUUCAGAAUUCGAUCUCCUUGAUUUUAACACAUUAUAAACAAUUGUUUCAACGUAUUUCUUUCAAAACUUUUUAUUAACACCAAAAUCUUCCCUUCAGCAAGCAAUUCAUUUAGGGUGAGUGGAGAUGACUCAUUAUGAAACAGAUCUUUCACUGCUAGCCAUGCAGUACCAGGGAACAGCAUCACCAUUGUCCUCAAUGCCAACAAGUUGGGAUAUCAAUUUCCAGAUUCUUUUUUUGGAAAGUCUGUUUCUUCUAAUCAGUUCUGGUAUGAAAUGUUUGACUUCUAUGGGUUAUUUUUUAUAAACAGAAAUCUUGUUAAGUAUUUUGAGCAGAAACUUUGUACACGUGUACUUAUUAAAUUAUGGAAAGGACUUAUUAAAUUAUGUCCUUCAAGUAUUGGGAAUGACUCUUAGAACAACACUGAAAACCAAACCAGUUAAGAGCGUUGGUGCCUUCUCUAUCAUCAGGAAGGAGGUGGAAUCAAGAAGUCUCCACUGAAAUUAUUGGCUCCACAAACACAAUGCAUUUUUUGCAAUGCAGGUAGUAGGAAUCUUUUGUUAUAAUUGUUAGCUCAAGACUCACUGUGCCUACUAGAUCUGCACAUGUUUAACAAAGGGUAGACACUUCACUCCUUGACACCCAUGAUGGUACUGACAUGGAAA
This is a messenger RNA of Loxodonta africana (African savanna elephant), 1811 nucleotides long. Its product is annotated as olfactory receptor 7A17-like. The record is from RefSeq and is a predicted model, not a curated record. The transcript has a single exon. Gene Ontology annotation, biological process: G protein-coupled receptor signaling pathway. Lineage: Eukaryota; Metazoa; Chordata; Mammalia; Proboscidea; Elephantidae. Gene Ontology annotation, molecular function: olfactory receptor activity; G protein-coupled receptor activity. Gene Ontology annotation, cellular component: plasma membrane. Bases 105 to 1025 code for a protein of 306 amino acids.